AUGGCUCUCAAGCGCAUCAACAAGGAGCUCACUGACCUCGGCCGUGACCCGCCGUCGUCUUGCUCUGCUGGACCCGUUGGUGAAGACUUGUUUCACUGGCAAGCAACGAUUAUGGGACCUGGUGAUUCACCAUACUCUGGCGGUGUCUUCUUCCUUGCCAUCCACUUCCCUACCGACUAUCCUUUCAAGCCUCCCAAGGUCAACUUCACUACUCGCAUUUACCACCCCAACAUCAACUCCAAUGGCAGCAUCUGUCUAGACAUCUUGCGAGACCAGUGGAGUCCUGCUCUUACCAUUUCUAAAGUCCUUCUUUCCAUUUGCUCCAUGCUCACAGAUCCUAAUCCCGACGACCCUCUUGUGCCCGAGAUUGCCCAUGUGUACAAGACCGAUCGGCCUCGAUACGAGGCUACGGCUCGGGAAUGGACUCGAAAGUAUGCUGUUUAG
Ustilaginoidea virens is the source of this 444-nucleotide messenger RNA. RefSeq lists its product as uncharacterized. The record is from RefSeq and is a predicted model, not a curated record. Gene Ontology annotation, cellular component: nucleus. Gene Ontology annotation, molecular function: ubiquitin conjugating enzyme activity. Lineage: Eukaryota; Fungi; Ascomycota; Sordariomycetes; Hypocreales; Clavicipitaceae. The coding region runs from base 1 to 444 and encodes 147 amino acids. Gene Ontology annotation, biological process: protein polyubiquitination; ubiquitin-dependent protein catabolic process. The transcript has 5 exons.